Molecule: messenger RNA, 222 nt
Organism: Penicillium verhagenii
Lineage: Eukaryota; Fungi; Ascomycota; Eurotiomycetes; Eurotiales; Aspergillaceae
Product: DUF1748 domain-containing protein
Exons: 4
Coding region: 1-222 (73 amino acids)
Cellular component (GO): cytoplasm
Source: RefSeq, a predicted model, not a curated record
AUGUUCGGCCGCCUUACCCACUACGCGUUCGAUGCCGUCCUCUUCUCUGCCUUCCUUGCUGGCGUCAAGCGCUCUACCGGUCUCACUGUGAAGACCGAGCAAAUCUCCGAUAACAAAGAAGUCAAGAAGUGGGUCGACAACUACCUUGGUGUCGGCGAGUGGGUUAUGGAUCAGUCAGUCGCAGUGAUGGGAUCCUCCAGCUGGUUCGAGCGUCGACGAUAA